AUGUCCAGGGACCAGUCAUUAACUCCUCUAAACGUCGAUGUGAUUGACGACCCGCCAUUGAGGAGAGAAGCAGAAAGUUUUACUGAUCCAUCGACUUACGAUCCCAAUGCUCGAAUUGCAAUCGACUUCGGUUCGUACAAUAUUCGAGCCGGCUACACAAACCAGAAUACACCUUCAUACAUAUUCCCCACUCGGCUGACGAAGCACCGUGAUCGGAAAUUACAAAAGACUUUCACGUUUAUUGGGAAUGACACUUUACUAGACCAAACCAUCAGGUCGCAGUCCAAAUCUCCCUUCGACGGAACUCUACUGACAAACUGGGACUAUGUAGAAGAUAUGCUAGAGUACACUUUCCAUCAUUUGGGUGUGAGCGGGAACAACGGUGUCUCCAACCCGUUAAUUAUAAACGAAAGGCUAGCCUGCCUGCAGUCCCAGAGGAACAGUUGGUACCAGCUCCUAUUCGAAACCUUUGAUUUACCAGAGGUGAGUUUUGGCAUAGACAGCUUAUUCUCCUUUUAUGGUAAUAGCACGAAAGAGGACGGCCUUGUGAUUAACUGCGGAAACGAGGAGACCGAUGUCAUACCGAUCGUCGGAGGCAGAGGCAUAUUGAGUGAGUGCAAGCGGAUCAAUUGGGGUGGUUCUCAGUCGACCAAUUUUUUGAGUAGUCUAUUGACUUUGAAGUACCCAUACUUCCCAGCAAAAUUAUCCACUUUACAGUACACGCAGAUGUACGAGGACUACUGCUACACAUCACCAGACUACGCCAACGAGAUCAGUCGGUACUUAAACUUAGAUGAAUUGGAGCAGAACAAUAUUGUGCUCGAGACACCAUUCACAGAAGUGCUCCAACCGAAGAAAACGGAAGAGGAACUCCGAAUCCAAGCGGAGAAGAGGAAAGAAACCGGGAAGAGGUUACAAGAGCAGGCAAGACAGAAACGAGUAGAGAGAUUGGUUCAAAAAACAGAGGAAUACGAGUACUUUUCCCGGGUUAGAGACCAGUUAGUCGACCAACCCAAAAAGACAAUUCUGUCUGUGCUUCAAAACGCAGGUUUUGAAGACGAGCAAGAUUUCAAGAAGUACUUGAGCAACCUGGAAAAAUCCUUGAAAAAGGCACAAGCAACCCAUGACGGUGAUGCCGACGAUACAGAGAAUGCUGAUGAUUCCCCUGAAAAUAAAUUCGAUCUUGUUGACGUUCCUGAUGAAGAGCUAAAUGACGAGCAACUCAAGGAGAAGAGAAAGCAGAAAUUUUUGAAGGGGAGUUUUGAUGCCCGGAGGAAGGCAAAGGUGGAGAAGGAGAGGUUGGCCAAAGAGCACGAGGAGGCAAAAAUUCGCGACCAGCAAUGGCGUGAAAGCGACUUGUCUGGCUGGAUUAAAAGCAAACGAGCAAAACUGGCAGUCCUGGUGAAAAGAAGGAAGGAUAAAAUUAGAAUGAAGAAUGAAAUGAAAGAUCGUAAAUCUCAGGUCGCGCAGAAUAGGAUGAAGAACCUCGCUAACUUGGCAGAGGACUCUCCUCGUUCAGGUUCGAAGAGGAGUAGAGGCCAAGCGACAAUUGAUAAUGACCCCAAUGAUACCUUUGGUGCAAAUGAUGAGGAUUGGUUAGUGUAUCAAGACAUAACCAAGAACCCCGAAGAGUUUGAAGAGGCUCUGGAAGAAGAAUAUAAGGACAUUGUUGAACUAGAAGGAAUGUUGUUGGAAUACGAUCCGACCUUCACGGAGGAAGACACGUUAGACGCCCAGUAUGAUUGGAGAAACUCUACCCUCCAUCUAUUUUUGAGGGGUCCUCGUCCCCACGACAGUGAGGAUGUCCACCAACAGCAUCAACUGCAUUUGAAUACAGAGCGUAUCAGGGUUCCCGAGAUCCUGUUUGAACCUUCUAUUGCUGGGCAAGACCAGGCAGGUAUUGCUGAACUUUGUGAGACCAUUUUGCUCAAGAAAUUUGGUUCAAAACCUGGCAACUUGAGCGCAGCAAGUUCGAGAAUGGUCAACAAUGUUUGGAUCACUGGUGGCAAUGCUAGGAUACCCGGGAUUAAAAAUAGAAUUGUCAAGGAGUUUACAGAGUUCCUACCAGCCGGAACACCUCUCUCCGUCCACAUGAGUGAGGACCCCUCUCUGGAUGCCUGGAAAGGUAUGGCGAAACUGGCUAACAACGAAACAGACUACAAAAACACAGCAGUAACAAGGAAAGAAUACGAGGAGUAUGGUCCUGAUUACAUCAAGGAGCACAAAUUGGGCAACACCGGAUAUUUUGAAGAUGUCAAUUAG
Molecule: messenger RNA, 2262 nt
Organism: Huiozyma naganishii CBS 8797
Lineage: Eukaryota; Fungi; Ascomycota; Saccharomycetes; Saccharomycetales; Saccharomycetaceae
Gene: ARP5
Product: actin-related protein ARP5
Exons: 1
Coding region: 1-2262 (753 amino acids)
Biological process (GO): regulation of DNA-templated transcription
Cellular component (GO): cytoplasm; Ino80 complex
Source: RefSeq, a predicted model, not a curated record